UUUGACGUUUGAAUUCCAGUUUUCGGAUAUCUUUGACCAGGGCUCCACCGUAGAGCGGUCUUAGUUGAUUUAUUAAAUGUUUCCAUCCUCGACAUAUAUAUUGAUCCAUUACAUCGGCAUCAGAGGACAUUUUAACUUGAAGUAUUUAUUGUUGCAAGCUUUCGAUAUUCAUACAGAAUUUCUUCAUCAGGCAAAAAUAUAUUUGUAAACUAAAAUUCAUGUGUACGUUUCCUCCUCCAAGUCAAGUUUUGUUUGAUAUCAAAUAAUUACAUGGUUACAUUUAUAAUUUUUUUUAAAUUUUUGGAAGAUGGUUGGAAGAUGGGGGCCCGGAUUUUAUUUCAGUAAUUGAAGAGAGGGAGAAUAUUUGUGAAUGCCGACUGAUUUUAGUGGUGACCUUGCUCUUGUAUCUCUUCUCUUUCAGCGCUGGUAGUGAAUUACCCAAGAAAGCAGCUAGAACAAUCCACUGAUGCCAAGAAAUGUGUGCAUUUCACGAUAUGUAACCAUCACGACAUAUCCAUCACGAGGGAUCUUCACUUUUAUAUACUUUUAUAUAGUAAAUACAUUGUGUGUUCACGAAAAAAAUUUAUUGGGUAAUAAGAAUUCUUACUUUACAAAAUCACGAAUGUAUGUAACUAUGAAUUUUUAGUCCUUUAUAAAAUCGAAGUGGAAGUCAGUGCUUCUCUGGAAUUGAGAUGUUUCAAAAAUCGCUCUAAUAUUUCAGAGUUUUAAGUCUCUCUAACAUAAUUGAUCAUGUUGGUCUUUAACGCUGAGAUUCUUCAGGUGCUUGCACGAUAUGAUAAAUGCAUGCAACGCUACAUAUCCAGGCCGAUCGUGGAGUGGAACGUUUCUUCGGAAAAGAUGACUUAUCGGAAAGGAAUUUAUGCCACAUUUUGGUGGUAUUUCAACCUGAUAUUUGUCAUCGGAAUUACUGGGAUUGUAGGCGUUGUUGUCUUACUCUUCGCACAAUUGCAUGGAUUCACGGCCUGGACACCACUGCCGAUUUUAUUUCUUCACGUGAUGAUCCUCUUUUUUGCCGUGUCCGGAUUUCUCGUUGGAAUUGGGCAUAUAACUCAUGGAGAAGAAUUUGUGGGGGGAUGGAACGCCUUGUUUGCAGAAUAUGCCAGAUGUAAAGAUCCAGAAGGAGAAGUUACCCCCAAUUUGUGGUCAAAUGUCGUCACCAUUUUUAUUUUUUGAUAGCUGCCAAAAACACUGAAGUGGCAUGGUAUUCAUGAUACCAUGCUUGCUAUACCAUACAUUGCAAAUAAAAUUAAAUUAAAAAUUUAUCAAUAAAUAAAAUCCCAAGUUGUGAGGAUUUUAGUCUGGCAAAAAAAUGAACGCAAUUAACCCUAAGUAAUUUGAUUUAUCAACUCCAGUUCGUACAAACAAGAAGCUGAGAAGCGAUCCUUUCUGGAUCGUCCUGUCAAUUAUCGUCUACCAAUUCACCUUCUACCCGUUCAUCCUCGUGCCGGCAUUUCAAUUUCUAAAAGUGGAUCACCGUGCAUAUCUCGUUGACAUGACACACCUCACCUGGUUUGGGAACAUUAUUGGGAGAACAUUCGCCUUCUACACACUCCUCGUCUCCAUCCGUGAGAUUUGUCGAUUCCUCCCACAAAGUUUUAUUUUGCUGCUGACUGUGAUCAAAAUGUUGAACGAAAUCCUAAAAUCUCUGACCAGCUCGAGGAAUCGGUGGCGUUUGAACGCCAUGAUUUCAGAAUAUAUCAAAUUGUUCGUAAUAUUUCAAAGCGUUCGAAAAUUACUGGAAUACCUAAUCGUGGUUUUGAUGGGGAUUGGCAUGGCUUGCAUGAUUGUCAUAAGUUAUGUAACGAUUCGUAUGCAUUCACAUUUCCCGCUCUGGUUUUACGCCUAUUUUCCAAGUGUAAAUGUUUUUGUUGUAGUUGCUUCCAUCAUUUCUCUUCAAAUAAUAAUAGACGUGUAUGAAAUUUCGCAAAUGGCGUUAAGAAAUUGGCAAUCGUGGGCGAAUAGUUUGACGACGGUGAAAGAGAGGAGGAUUUUAAAAACGAGGAUAAAAUCCAUGGAACCAAUGAGGUUUUGUGGAAGGCUGUACUAUUGCAGGAUGUACUACAUGGACAACAAUAUUAAAAUUGCUUAUUUUUCGUACAUUUUAAUGCAGACAAUGAAUUUGUUGUUGUCUAGGAUUAAAUGGUGAAGGCUUGCACUUUUACAUAAUUUUUUUGACAUACAUUUAUAAAUACUUACAUACACACCUUCUUCACAUUUGUAUUCAAUUUUAUGUUCUAUUUAUAAGGUACAUAGACAUAUUUGAA
Messenger RNA from Folsomia candida, 2285 nucleotides. RefSeq lists its product as uncharacterized. NCBI's taxonomy places the organism in Eukaryota, Metazoa, Arthropoda, Collembola, Entomobryomorpha, Isotomidae. The record is from RefSeq and is a predicted model, not a curated record. The coding region runs from base 751 to 1194 and encodes 147 amino acids. The transcript is spliced from 2 exons.